This is a messenger RNA of Vicia villosa (hairy vetch), 2387 nucleotides long. RefSeq names its product heat shock cognate 70 kDa protein 2-like. The transcript is spliced from 2 exons. Gene Ontology annotation, cellular component: cytoplasm. Gene Ontology annotation, molecular function: heat shock protein binding; ATP-dependent protein folding chaperone; misfolded protein binding. Lineage: Eukaryota; Viridiplantae; Streptophyta; Magnoliopsida; Fabales; Fabaceae. The record is from RefSeq and is a predicted model, not a curated record. The coding region runs from base 243 to 2195 and encodes 650 amino acids. Gene Ontology annotation, biological process: protein refolding; cellular response to unfolded protein.
AGAAGAAAAUCCGUAAUUACAAUUUUACCCCUCCUUCAACGGCUCGAUCGCAAGUUAGUUACAAUACCAAAAAAAAAAAAACUGGAGCCCACUCACAACACAGAACAUUCUAGAGACUCUCACCCUUUAACCUAUAUAACUCCAAUCUCUUGCAAUAACUAAUUCACAAUUCAGUUUCAAAAACGUAACCCUAAAAUUCUCUCUCUUUCUCUUGAAUUUCGAUUUUGAUUUUCUCUGUUACAAUGGCCGGUAAAGGUGAAGGACCGGCGAUCGGAAUCGAUCUCGGAACGACGUACUCGUGCGUCGGCGUCUGGCAACACGAUAGAGUUGAAAUUAUCGCCAACGAUCAAGGCAACCGUACAACGCCGUCGUAUGUUGCGUUUACAGAUAGUGAAAGAUUGAUCGGUGAUGCCGCCAAGAAUCAGGUCGCCAUGAACCCUACCAACACCGUCUUCGAUGCGAAGAGGUUGAUUGGUAGGAGAAUUAGUGAUUCCUCUGUUCAGAGUGAUAUGAAGUUGUGGCCUUUUAAGAUUACUUCCGGUCCCGGUGAGAAGCCUAUGAUUGGAGUAAACUAUAAGGGUGAAGAAAAGGUGUUUGCUGCUGAGGAAAUCUCGUCUAUGGUUUUGAUAAAGAUGCGUGAGAUUGCUGAGGCUUAUCUUGGUUUGACUAUUAAGAAUGCUGUUGUUACUGUACCGGCUUACUUUAAUGAUUCUCAGCGUCAAGCAACCAAAGAUGCUGGAGUUAUUGCUGGCUUGAAUGUUAUGAGGAUUAUCAAUGAGCCAACUGCAGCAGCUAUUGCUUAUGGGCUAGAUAAGAAAGCUACAAGUGUUGGUGAGAAGAAUGUGUUGAUCUUUGAUUUGGGUGGUGGUACUUUUGAUGUUUCUCUUCUUACUAUUGAAGAGGGUAUUUUUGAAGUUAAAGCCACUGCUGGUGAUACCCAUCUUGGUGGUGAAGAUUUUGAUAAUAGGAUGGUUAACCAUUUUGUACAGGAGUUUAAGAGAAAGAAUAAGAAGGAUAUUAGUGGAAACCCUAGGGCACUUAGGAGGUUGAGAACAGCUUGUGAGAGGGCGAAGAGAACUCUAUCAUCAACUGCACAGACAACCAUUGAGAUUGAUUCUUUGUACGAGGGUGUUGACUUUUACACAACAAUCACUCGUGCUAGGUUUGAGGAACUUAACAUGGAUUUAUUCAGGAAGUGUAUGGAGCCUGUUGAGAAGUGUUUGAGGGAUGCUAAGAUGGAUAAGAGCACUGUACAUGAUGUUGUUCUUGUAGGUGGUUCCACUAGGAUUCCUAAAGUUCAGCAAUUGUUGCAGGAUUUCUUCAAUGGAAAGGAGCUUUGCAAGAGCAUCAACCCAGAUGAGGCUGUUGCUUAUGGUGCUGCUGUCCAGGCAGCUAUUUUGAGCGGUGAGGGUAACGAGAAGGUUCAAGAUUUGUUGCUUUUGGAUGUCACUCCAUUGUCUCAAGGUUUGGAGACAGCAGGAGGUGUCAUGACUGUAUUGAUCCCAAGGAACACAACAAUCCCUACCAAGAAGGAACAAGUUUUCUCUACCUAUUCAGAUAACCAACCUGGUGUGUUGAUUCAAGUAUAUGAGGGUGAGAGAACAAGAACAAAGGACAACAACUUGUUGGGAAAAUUCGAGCUUUCUGGAAUUCCUCCAGCUCCCCGUGGUGUUCCUCAGAUCACUGUUUGCUUUGACAUUGAUGCAAACGGUAUCUUGAAUGUCUCUGCUGAAGACAAAACCACAGGCCAGAAGAACAAGAUCACCAUUACCAACGACAAAGGAAGGUUGUCAAAGGAAGAAAUCGAGAAGAUGGUUCAAGAAGCCGAGAAGUACAAGAGUGAAGAUGAGGACCAUAAGAAGAAAGUUGAGGCAAAGAACUCAUUGGAGAACUAUGCCUACAACAUGAGAAACACUAUCAAAGAUGACAAGAUCAGUUCAAAGCUUUCUGCAGGUGAUAAGAAAGUGAUUGAGGAUGCAAUUGAAGGAGCCAUUCAAUGGCUUGAUGCCAACCAGCUUGCUGAAGCGGACGAAUUUGAAGACAAGAUGAAGGAGCUUGAAACAGUUUGUAAUCCUAUUAUUGCAAAGAUGUACCAAGGUGGUGCUGCUGGUGAAGGUCCUGAAAUUGAUGAGGAUGCUCCUCCACCAACAAGUGCCAGUGGCGGCCCUGGUCCCAAGAUUGAGGAGGUCGACUAAGUUUAGUAGAUGGAUGGAUAUGUCGGUAGAGACUUAUGCUUGAGUCUGUUAUAAUUGUGUCGUGGCUAUGUUAGAAUUUUGCUUUUAUGAACAAUGUUGCAAUGUGAUUUUCUAAUCAAUUGAACGGUGAGUAAUAACCACCGUAUUUUGCUCAUUACACCUUUGGUGUUAAUACUACAGUUUAUUGUUAAA